This is a messenger RNA of Pelagomonas calceolata, 1839 nucleotides long. The record is from the annotation of a GenBank genome assembly. NCBI's taxonomy places the organism in Eukaryota, Pelagophyceae, Pelagomonadales, Pelagomonadaceae.
AUGAAGGUGGCGCCCGCGGUCGCAGAGGUCCUCGGCGUGGUCGAUGAUGCAGCUGGAGGCCACACGGAGGGCUACGGUGAGGUGCUAUCCGUCGCGCACGCGCCACCGGUGGCAGCCCCGGCCGCGCCGCGGCCCGCGGAGAUGGAGCGCGGGCCGGCCGCGGCCGACGAGGUCCAGCCCGGCGCAGGAGGCGCCCGCGGCUCCAUCGAGUUCCUCGGGCGCUGGAACGAGAAAUAUGGGGGUCGCUGGAGCGAUAACGAGCGCGCGAUGCCCGUCAAGAUGGAGGUCGAGGAAUAUAACGUCCGCCUCGCCUUCAGUAAGUUCGUCGACGAGCUCGUGCAGAACGGCGCGCCGAGUGGCACUUUUGUAAUGACCUCCAGCACCUCGGCGUUCUCCAUAUUGCGCCGUGGCGGGCCCUGGCGCUACGUUUCCUGGUCCGCCAGCCCGGAGGACAAGAGCUACCAGCGGCACGGCUUUGUUGGGAUGGCGCCACAAGGGAUCAUCGAUUCGAGGUUGGUGCUCGUGAGGCAGGGCAGCCCAAACGUCCUCCGCUUCGACCACUGGCAAGCCCUGCAGGCCGGGGGCGCGGCGCCCUUGACUUGCCACGCGUCGAACCCCGGGAAUGGUGGAAUUGGGAAGAUGUACCCUGAAGAACGAAGGUUUUGGGGCGGGCGUUACACCGAGUCAAAAUGUGUGGCGGCGCGAGACGCGUGCUCCGUUCAACUGGUCCAGGGCAAGUUCCUCAAGCGCGUCGACGCGGACCUGGUUCUCGAAGCCGGGAACCGAGAGGGGACCGGGGUCAGUUGGGUCGGCGGCGAGAGCGACGAAGAAACGUACACGGCGGGUACAUGGGGCUACGGUCGCGAAUGGGAGGUCAACGAGGACGGGUCGAUCUCCCUCGUCAUAGACCCAGACUUGGUCGUCAAUGUUCACCGAGACUUGGUCCUGGGCGUGGACUCCGGCGUGGAGUCUGACCAGCACAAAAAUAUCCGCUUCGCCGACUUCGAGGGCGUCGUCGACGAUUUUGGAGCUUCGCUCCAAAUGGCGGCCUACCGCGUCACGCUACCGCGCGGAGGCUUCCGAGAAUGGGCCGGUCGCGCGCCGCCGCUCGCGCCGGAGGACCUUCACACCGGCCCGCGGAGUGACGGGCUGCUGAGCACGGACGAGAUCAGCGGCAGGUAUUCGGCCGCGUGCUCCUGUACUCCAGCUCCGACGAUUUGCCCCUCGAUGACCGUGGUGCCGCUCGGGGCCGACGCGAUCGAGACGUUUAGAUCAGGCUGCACCACGGUCAUUCCUAUUCUUGUGACGUGCCCGCUCGUGGAAGGCGGGGUUCAGAUUCGCGUCCCGGGCACUAAUAAGUUUCGCCACUGGCCGGAGGGGCGCUUCGCAGGAGACGAGGAAGGAGUGACGUUCUCGGCCAACGGAAUGGCCAAACAAGGAUGUUGUUGCUUCAAGAAACGCCCACACUCGCAGAAACGGACCUUCCAAAAGGUCGAUGCCGGGGACCUCGCGGGGACCUGGUGCGGCUGCUUUCCGAUUGUGCCGUUGGGGCUGCUUGCGCCCAUUUUAUGCACUACGAAGAAGGCGCUUAACCAGGAUCAGUACGAAGUGUCGGGUUGCUGUUGUCUUCUGGGUUUGCCGCUUCCCUAUUUGUGUGGCGGAACGCACACGCGGGAAUACGUGAACGGCCACCCGACGAACGUGUUCACUCUGGACGACGAUGGGUCAGGUCAAGCUCAUAACCCACAAGAAGAUAGGUGGUAUCGCGAUUCCAGCUACGCUUAUGGCACAGCAUUUGCUCACCCCCAUUUUCCCUACUGCUCCACGAAGUGCUGCUAG